AACAUUAUGGCGUCAUGUGUAACGCCACUUGUUGGAAAUGUGCGUUUUCUUGACACGUCGACAUUUGUGCUCUGUUCUUCCACAAUAACAACCGACAUUAUUUUAUAGAUUGGAGUAUUAGAUACUAUUCAGAACGGCAUUUUACUAAUGACAUUGUGAAUGACGCUAAUUAUCAGAGCGAGCUUGUUCGUGUGCUGAUCGAACGUACUGAAGUGCGACGUGUGAUAUUUCGACAAAUUCGACGUAUUUGCCGAAAAAUGUUUAUGAUCUUGUAAAGUUAUGAAGAUCUUUUUUACUAUUCGCUAUAUCGCGGACAUUACCGAUGCGAAAUAAAUCAGUAAUACGAACGCACACCUAAUGACGAUUUUGCGAAAUGACGAAUUUUCGAUAUGACACUAUCUAUUCUUUUUUAAUUUUAUUUCCUAUUUUAACGCACGCCAAGAACCCGCAGGAUACUCGGAAUGUUCAGCAUCUGUCUGAUAUAAAGUUCAAUCCUAAUGAAUAUUUGGAAUAUCCUGACAAUGAAGAUAGAGAAAUGGGAUCAUUGCAACAAGUAAAUGAGCAACAACAGAUGAAAAAUAAUCUAUACGUACAAAAUAGUCACCUUAGUGCUGGAGAAUCACCAACUACAGAUGCCUUGGAUAAGAACAUAGUAUGGGAUUCUGAUUGGGCUGCACAAUUGAAACUUAUGCAAAUAUCAGCAGUUUCUAUGGAUCCAGAGGGCAAUAUUGCUAUAUUCCACAGGGGAGAUCGCGUUUGGGGAUUUAGUACCUUUGAUUAUAGAAACAGAUUUAAUCCAAAUAAUGGACCGAUAAAGCAAAAUACUAUUAUCCUUUUGGAUAAAAGCGGGAAGAUAAUUUUAGAAUGGGGAAGAAACAUGUUUUAUCUUCCGCAUGGUUUGACUAUUGAUCAAGAUGGCAAUUAUUGGAUCACUGAUGUAGCGAUGCAUCAGGUAUUCAAGUUUGAUGCUCAAGAUAUACAAAAACACAUGGAAGAAUUGAAACACGCCCAGUUUAGCUCGGAGACAGGGGUGCCUAACUACCAUAGCAGUGCAUUAUUUGAAAAUAGCAUAGUAAAACCAUCUAUAACUUUGGGAGAGGCUUUUGUUCCCGGUAACGAUGAGAAAAGAUUUUGUAAGCCAACUGCUGUUGCUGUACAUACUAAUGGCGACUUUUUUGUCAGCGAUGGAUAUUGCAAUUCUAGAAUAAUCAAAUUUAACAAACAUGGAGAAAGAAUUUUAUACUGGGGACGACACUGGGGUGUUGAAGAAUCUGUCUAUUCGCAGUUGCCUCCAUCAAACGCGUUUCUUGUUCCACAUGCUUUAGCACUUGCGACUGAAUUAAAUUAUAUAUUUGUUGCUGAUAGAGAAAAUGGGAGAGUUCUGUGUUUCUUUGCCAGCAAUGGUACAUUCCAUAAGGAAUACAAACAUCCCGUUAUUGGUACAAAAAUUUUUAGUGUAGCUUAUGCUCGAGAAAAAUUAUAUCUAGUCAACGGACCAGAUCCAGUUACAUCUCAUCCAGUGCCAGUACGAGGCUUCGUACUUGAUAUCUAUUCUGGAAAAAUUACGUCGAUGUUUGCACCCAAGGAUAAAAUGAAUAAUCCACAUGAUCUUUACGUAACUGAAGAUGGUUCCGAGAUAUAUGUAGUAGAAUUAAAUAAUCACGUGAUUUACAGAUUUCUUCAAGGCACAAAUGAGUCUAAGCAUUCCGAGAUUUCACCUGCUAAACGGCACCGAACAAAUAUCUUAGUACAUCCCGAAUCUACAGAUGACGACGAUGAAAAGAAUAAUAUGACAAAAUGGAUAUUAGGACUUGGUUCGGCAACCAUUUCUUUUGUUAUAAUAUGUGUCGUGAUAGCCGCUAUUGUGGCAAAAUACCAAAAACGAGGAUGCUUACUCACCAUGCGGAAGAAGAUGCGCUGGGAGGCCGAAAGACGAGAGAAUUUCAAGCUGUCCAGUCUGCUGGAGAAUCGCCGCGGGAGGAGUUUCAAGUUUUUAGAGAAACACACACGACCGAACACUCGCGACUUCAGUAAACUAAAUACGGAACCGGAAACUUCGGAGGACGAACGGCCGGACAACAGCCUUGCUAAAGUUAUUUAAGACAAUAACACUAUACCGCGGUAUUACCGAAAACAAUGGAAAAAACGUGCACAAAUACCCCGUCAAUCUUAUUGCGUUAGUCCCGGUCGCGGAAUAAACAACUGGUCGCGCGUCGUAUACUCGAGUGUUUUCGCGCCAUCGAGGUUUGCCGAGCGAGCCCGAAAGCGAACGACUGAUGGUACGCUGUGUAUGUUGCCGACCGUUAAAUAUACAGAAUGUUUUAUUUACACAAUAUCCUACACAGGUUUAUA
Messenger RNA from Pseudomyrmex gracilis, 2352 nucleotides. RefSeq names its product peptidyl-alpha-hydroxyglycine alpha-amidating lyase 1-like. Gene Ontology annotation, cellular component: extracellular region; membrane. The transcript has 6 exons. The record is from RefSeq and is a predicted model, not a curated record. Lineage: Eukaryota; Metazoa; Arthropoda; Insecta; Hymenoptera; Formicidae. Gene Ontology annotation, molecular function: catalytic activity; protein binding. Bases 374 to 2101 code for a protein of 575 amino acids. Gene Ontology annotation, biological process: peptide metabolic process.